AUGAGCAAUGCUGGCCAUGUGCCGGCCGAGAAUUUCGACGUGCCCUCGGAUAGCUUGGAUGGCAAUGUCUCUGCACGCUGGCAGUUCGCUGCACGGCGCUGGCGCUACGCGAAUUACAACUGGUCACUCAAGCACACGUGGCCGAGCUCGCUGGAUGAAUUUGUGCGGCAGUGGGGCCUGGAGAGCUGGGCGCUACAGGUGGUGAAGGCUCUGCCCCGAGAGGUGCAGCAGGAGGCGGGCACUGCGCUCUCGCUGCUUUUGGAUGCAGCUGAUCUCUACUUACCAGAGUUUGUCUCGCGCAUGACGAUGCCGACCCUGCGCAAGGUCUUGCACGGGUUUGAUGGCAGCAGCACCCGGGAUGGCAAUAUUUCCCGACGCUUCCUGGGAUAUGUGCGCAGCAAGUGGGGGCAGCAUUACGAAUUGGACGAAGAGACUUGGAUGCAAUUGCAGCAACUGUAA
Messenger RNA from Effrenium voratum, 459 nucleotides. Lineage: Eukaryota; Dinophyceae; Suessiales; Symbiodiniaceae. The record is from the annotation of a GenBank genome assembly.